GGGUGAAGCUGACUAUUGGGCAUGCGUCUGUCUCUGCCCUUACCACACAUACAUUUGUAUUUAUUAUCGACGAUUCUGAGACCUCGCAAAAAUAGAUUUAGCCUCCAUCCAAUAGACUGUCUAUAUCUCAGUUUUGCAGUCUCUACACCUCAAACUUCUAAGACCUCGCAAAAUAGAUUGGUCAGCUAGUGGGCGCACUACAUACACACGCACACACGCACACACACACACACAGAGGAAUUUACUUUCAUCCAAACAGACCAGCGCUGAAUCACUGCAAUGAUGCUGUGGCUCGUCCUACCGGCCUGAGACCACAAUAGGCUACAAGACACAAACCGACCGGCUAAUGUGCUGAUCAUAUAUAUGUUUUCAGGGUCCUGCAUGCGUUGCUUUCAUUAGGGUCCUAACAACAGAGGAAGAAUUUAUAUUUUGUUUAAUCCAGAAACUGAGAUUUUUGACGUGGGAAUCUGCCAGAUAGGCUACGCAGGCAUGACUGACACCACGGAAGUCCGCGCAGUCCCAGCCAAAACCAUGAUGUCGCCUCCUGCAGCUGAUCGACGUAUCCAUAACAACAGCCAAGCCUCACCGGUGCGUCAGCCAAGCAGCCAGGGCAGCCCCACAGCAACCAAGCUGACUGAAACACUCACCCCGCCCCCUGAGAGACGUGCACUAGUCAAUGGCCACGCUUCGCCUGUGAGGCUUCUGACUAAUGGCAAUGGCCAUUCUGCUAGGCUGGGUAACAGAAGUGUGACGGAGGGCUACCUGAAGACAGACGACCGCAUGAGAAUGGCCAGAGAGAGACGAGAGGAACGAGAAAAAGGCCUGGCUGCAAGAGAGGAGGCCCUGAGAGAGAAGGAGAGGAGGGCGCGCCUCCUCUAUGAGAAGCAGCUAGAGGAGAGGUGCAGGAAGCUGGAGGAGCAGCGCAGGAAAGAAGAGGAGAGGAGAGCCGCCGUGGAGGAGAAGAGGAGGCAGCAGCUGGAGGAGGAUCAGGAGCGACUGGAGGCUUUACUGAGGCGAUCACUGGAGAGGAGCCUACAGCUGGAACAUCAGCAGAGACACCGGCAACGCUGGGGUGACCCUGAGAAUGCCCCACCCCCUUUGCUUGCUGGCUCCUCCCUCCCAGCUGCAUCUGGUGACACAGGCAACGCUCCUGCCAGCCCUCACCGCUCUCCCUAUCGGGGGUCUCCCAGGCGCCGCCCCCCACCCCCUCAACCAACAACAGGUGAUGAGAGCCCAGCGCUUACUGCUCCCAACACCCCCAAGCGGGAGCGACUGAGGAUGGAUCGGAGGGGAGGCUCCCCCAUCAGACGCCCCGAGUCUCCUGCUCUGGCCCGACGCUCCGCCUCUCCAGCAACGCCCAAGUUGACUCCUAAACAUCACAACUAUCCAUCAUCUCCAAUGAGGCAGCGUCCCAUAACACCUGUAACUGAGCCAUCAUCUCCGAUGAGGCAGCGUCCCACAGCACCUCUCACCGAGCCAUCGUCUCCGAUGAGGCAGCGUCCCAUAGCACCUGUAACUGAGCCAUCAUCUCCAAUGAGGCAGCGUCCCAUAGCACCUGUAACCGAGCCGUCAUCUCCGAUGAGGCAGCGUCCUCUAGCACCUGUAACUGAGCCGUCAUCUCCGAUGAGGCAGCGUCCUCUAGCACCUGUUACCAAUGGCGGGCAGAGAAGUGAUUCCUCGGCAGCCAAAAGCAGCGUAGAGAAGGCGGGAAUGAAUCCAACCUCAGCCAGUCAGACAUCAAACGGUCAUUCAGAUGUAACUGCUGUGGGGAAAGAGAUGUCUGGAAGGACCAAUGAGGAAGCCAGCCGUCUGCUGGCCGAACGGCGGCGCCUGGAGAGAAUAAAGGCUGACGAGGAGAGAAAGAGCAGAGAGGAGGAGGAGAGGAAGAGUAGAGAGGAGGAGGAGAAACAACAGAGAGAAAAAGAGGCUCAGGCACAGAUGGAGAGAAAGGAGGAAUUACAGAAAGAGGAAGAAAGACACAAAUUGGAAGAGCAGGAAAGACAGCAGAGGAAGAAGGAAAGACAGCUGAGAAAGAAGAGAAUUGAGGAGAUUAUGAAACGUACCCGCAAAGGCGACAGUGACAUCAAGGUGAACGAUGCUGGGUCAGAGACGAAGGAGGCAAAUUCGACUCCACCAAUAACUAAUGGCAUCCAAACAAAGCAGGAAAUGACCUCAGAGGUCAACAGAAGCCCGGCCAGAGCCUCCCCCACCCCACUCAACGGCCCCACAGGCACAACUCAGGUCAGUGAAUGCAAUCCAAAGACCAACAACUCCUCCCCAAUGAUCAGUGGGAGCAUUAAAUCAGCAGUCCCUCCUCCGAAGAACAAGGACAGCCCCAUCAAGGACAGCCCAGUCACAACACAGACCACUCCCACAAAUAACAAGGACAGACCCAUUACAUCACAGGCCCCUCCCACAAAUAUCAAAGACAGCCCGAUCACAUCAUCAGCCCCUUCCCCAAAGGACAGGCCUGUCACAACACAGGCCCCUCCCACGAAUAAUAAGGACAACCCUGUCACAACACAGGCCCCUUCCACAAAUAACAAGACCAGUCCCAUCCCAUCACAGACCCCUCCCACAAAUGGCAAGGACAGCCCCAUCACAUCACAGACCCCUCCCACAAAUGGCAAGGACAGCCCCAUCACAUCACAGACCCCUCCCACAAAUAGUAAGGACAGCCCCAUCACAUCACAGGCCCCUCCCACAAAUAGUAAGGACAGCCCCAUCACAUCACAGGCCCCUCCUCCAAAAAGGGACAUCUCUGUCACGUUGCAGACCCCGCCCCUAACGAAUGACACCCCCCAAGACGGCAGAAAAUUGCAGCUCACCACCUCAACUAUUCAGGGUGGACAGACUGAGGCUGGCCAGGCUACUGUUUCAGCAACCCCUAAGGUUACAAUUACUUCAACAACAGCGAGUAAAACUACAGUAGUUGCCAUGGCAAACAAGUUGGACAGCAAAGAGAAUGGGCCAAGGCUCUCUGUGUUGCCACGACAACCCAGUGUCCAGCUGGACGGAGUAGAAGGAGUCCCAAAAGAGGAGCCCCAGUCCAUGGAUGUGAGCCCCGUCUCUAAGGAUGACCUCGUCUCCAUCCCAGAGUUCUCUCCUCUGCAGGAAGAGGCAGGAUUAACCCACACCAACACUUCCUGUCCAAGCUCCUCCCCAACCAGAGCCCUUCUUGAUCUUCUGGACCUCACCGGACAUGUGGCAUAUCCAUGCCCUGUUACCACAGUAACCAUUGCUAUGUCUAGCUCUUCUACUACGUCCACGGUAAACAAUCAGGCUGGUGACUGUAACCGCAACCUUGUGACGUCCUCAGUGACAUUGUCGUGUUCUACCAGUGAUCAGAAGCAUCAAAAUCAAUCUCGGCCAAUCCCGUCACCAAUAAAGCCCAUAACAACACCUCUGCCAGCUGUUGCCAUAAGGGAUGGAGGAACUACAGCAUUACAAGGCAGAGGCAAAGUGGAUGCUUGAAGAACUAUGCAGUGACUUGAUGACCACUCCAGUGUGUGCGUGUUUGGUAGAGCUGAGGGAGUGUGUUUGUGUGUGUGUGAGAGAGAGAGAAUGAGAGAGAGAGAGAAUAUUUGUGUGUAAGAUAAGGAACUGUAUCUGAGUGUUGAGGGACCUCUAGGUGCAGUUGGGACAAAAAUGCAGGAUAUUUUUGUUUUCCUUUUCCCUCUGAGUCUAGUUUCUCUGAAUGUAGUCCCUUUGACUUUCCCUCUGAAGAAAUUGCUCGUUAUUUGCCUUCAACUUACCCUGCAAUGUGUUUGUUUUUAGGACUUUAUGACACAAUUUAUUAUCCAACAAAAUCAUGAAUGACCAUCCACAAGCGAAUGUAAAAGAAAGAAAGCCUGAUUGCUUAAGUUACUUUUAUACAGAUCAGAUCAUGUCUACUGUCCUAUAAUGUCUACUCAAAAAAUGAUCUGCAGUCGAGUUUAACAGUGAUGCCUUCUGUAGAUGCCUUCUGCCUUCUGUAGAUAUUUCAGUUAUUGAAAGACUAAUUGAAAUUGAUCGUUAGUCAUUCUAACAGUGGCGUCUAUGGCAAAACAAUACUCAAAAUGUGAAAGAAUAUUACAGUAUUGAAUAAAGAUGAAGAUGAAUAGACUCCUACAAUCUCCAUUUAGAAUGCUCUAUUAAAGUUUGUCAUAUCCUGAGCCAACAGUCAUGAUCUAAAGCCCAUAGUCAUGGCCUGAACCAGCAGUCAUAGCCUAAGCCCAUAGUUGUAGCCUUAGGCCCAGGCUACACUGGGUCUGCAACUAAAGUGCUCCGUUCACAUAGCUUAAAAAUAGUUUUGGAAGACUGGUCUAAAUUUUUUUUACGAACGUACAUGUUGCUGUCACAUCUGAUGUAGGCAGUUCCAGCGAUUAGAGUGGAAGCUAAUUGUUAUAGCCGUCACUAAACGGACCCACUGUAGCCUCCCUUUAAGUCAACAGUGAUAGCCUGAGCCUGAGUCAUAUUUAGUCCACACUCACAGCCCUGCUCCUGUUUAGUCUCCAGCUAAAUCCUGGACUUGUGCUGUAUGCAGUAUUGUGCUUGGCUUUCUGUGAUUGGACCAAGGUCUUCUACAGACCUUUGCUGUAUACAAGUUUAAAGAGGAGAUGGUCCUUUGACACAUCCUUGAUAGGGAAAUCUCCUGUGACUAACAGCUGUCCAGUUUUGUUACUUAAAGAUGUGAUUUAGUUAAAGAAAUCAAGAGUUCCAUAGCAGUAAAUGUGUUCAGCAACCAUCACUACCUUACUUUAAUCCUAAAAUCCUAGAUUACCACUGCAACCAUAGAAUAUUUGAUAAUUUCCAAAAGAUCUGAUAUAUGUUAAACAUUUCCAAAAGCUUUGCUAUAUUUAAAACAGACAGCAGAAUGGCAGCUUCUGAUGAUAGAUUUCCCUAGGGUUAGGUUUGGUCAAGUGAAAUGGCAGCUUCUGAUGAGAGAUUUCCCUAGGGUUAGGUUUGGUGAAGUGAAAUGGCAGCUUCGGGCGUAGAGUGCUGAGAAAUUGCUGUAGCGCACUCGAGGAGGUUACCCUGGCUAAUAGUCCGAAUAGGCACAAGAAGGACUAGUUUUGGAGAAACAUUUUUGUCCUAUUUUGUAAGGAGUUUUGAAUGUAAAUUAUGUUUGAGGGAAUGUGUGUGUGUGUGUGUGUGUGUGUGUGUGCAUGGCAUCUGUUUAAAACCUUGUAGACUUGUAGACAUUUGUGUUUUGCCAAAUAUACCAAGUGCCCAUGCACCCUGUAACAAUUUAACGAAUCCUUUGCUUGUCACCAGUGGAGAUCAGCAAUGUCACCUUUCCUCUAAUUAAUAUGCAUCUGUGCUUGUUAAGAUCUAAAUAGAGUAAAUAUUAUGAAUAAGAUAAAGUAGGUUGUCUGGUAGUCAUUUAGAAUAUUUAGGCGAAAUAUGUUUGCCUCAAAUGAAUAUGCUGUCGGGGCAACUCUAAAUGUAGAGAUGAGAUUAGCCCCAACUGCCCCCUCCGUGAGAGGGAACUCCUGCACCUACCCCUGUACCUGGCCCAACUGCCCCCUCAGUGAUGGGGUACACCUCUACCUGCCCCUGUUCUUAUGGAAGAUGUGAUGCUUGGGCCGUUCAGAUAGGCAUGCUGUACACAGACCAAACCCACAUGUGACUGCUCAUGCUGGACUGAUGGUAACAUGGUGACGCUUGCUGAUAUGGAUAUAAUUCAGCCCCUAGUCAAUAUAUCAGGUAUGCUUUGGCCAUAUGUUCAGCGCAUUAGGCAUGUUCAGUUGUCAUAGACCGUAUCCAGCUAAACCUUCACUCUUAGAUAGCUGUAUCCAGCUAAACAUGUACUCUAAGCUAGCAGUGUCCAACUAGACCUUUACUCUAAGCUAGCUCUCUCCAGCUAAACCUUCCCUCUAAGCUAGCUGUAUCCAGCAAAACCUUCUCUCUAAGCUAGCUGUAUCAAGCUAAACCUUCACUCUAGCUGUGUCCAGCUAAACCUUCAUUCCAUUCUAGCUGAAUCCAGCUAAACCUUAAAGACCCCAGGGACUUCGAUUGUAUUUCCGUGGUGUCGAUGUAAGGUGACACCACGGGUUAAUGACGAAACACACUGUACACACACACACCUGCGGGUGAUCAAUCAGUGUUGCUUUCUCUAAUUGUAAUUAAGAUGAAAAUAUGUGAUAGGCCAAAAUGUGCAACUUGUAGCAGUAAGAUUGAAACUGCAUUUCAACCAUGCUUGAAGCCUCUAUCAUCACAGCUUGGGGCUUCAUGUUAGCUGAUGUUGAAUCUAGAACUUUAGUCUAAUUCCCAUUGUGAACUGAUGAAUAUACCCAGUAGCCUAGUCAAGAGACAUUUUGUUAACUGCAUACCAAUAGUUCUCAGCAGCUCUGAGUGACAGUAAAUCGUGUUUUGUUAUCACUAUAUUACUUUAUUCAGUGGUCAUUCAAUAACGUGCCAUUUGAAAUUGGAGUUGGACAGUAUUUGGGUUGCUGUUCAGAAUGAGAUUCCCUGUAUGAAAUACUGUAGAUGUAAAAGAAUCAGAAACAUCACGCAAUGCUUACAAUGCACAAAUACUGAAGUAAUAUCAGUAAAAAUACAGUAAAAACCUCUUAAUCCAGACGAUGGGUUAUAAAUUAGAGAUUUAGGCAGUGUAUUCAAAUGAUAAAUACAGUUAUUUAGAUAGUCUAUUUAAACAGCUUUUUAAAAAAUUCCCAAGCUUUUCCCUUAGGUCAUAGCAAGCAUGCUUUACAUUCUGAAAUGUUACAAAACCCAAUUUUUAAAAGUGAGAAAAGCAUCUCUGCUAGGGAAACAGACCUUUGUAAGGGCACAAUCUGUGAUCGGUUAAAACCCAGUGGUCAUGUGAUGGGCAUUGAGGGACUUGUACGGUGUGUGUUGAUUGUGAUUGUAGGGUGUGUAUUUAUGUCAAGGCUUGUCCAGGGAUGUAACUGUGCCAUAUAGUGAACGUCAACGUUAGGGUGAUUUUGGUUUGUGUUUUUGGAAAAACAUCAAGGGAUGUUUCUGAUUGGUCUGAAGCAUGUAACCCCGUCCUUCCAAGGGAGCCAGCCUGUUGCUUCAUCAGCAUGACGUGCCCACGCCUGUUCAGACCAACCCCAUAGCACUGGGGUGAUUUGCUGAAUAAAGCUAAUUACUGCAUUGAAAUUAUGUAAGUAAUAAUUCUGAAUAAACAAAAUUCCCAGCUCUGA
Messenger RNA from Alosa sapidissima (American shad), 7148 nucleotides. RefSeq names its product MAP7 domain-containing protein 2-like. The transcript has 20 exons. The coding region runs from base 490 to 3474 and encodes 994 amino acids. The record is from RefSeq and is a predicted model, not a curated record. Lineage: Eukaryota; Metazoa; Chordata; Actinopteri; Clupeiformes; Clupeidae. Gene Ontology annotation, cellular component: microtubule cytoskeleton. Gene Ontology annotation, biological process: microtubule cytoskeleton organization.